Molecule: messenger RNA, 7306 nt
Organism: Misgurnus anguillicaudatus (oriental weatherfish)
Lineage: Eukaryota; Metazoa; Chordata; Actinopteri; Cypriniformes; Cobitidae
Gene: loxhd1b
Product: lipoxygenase homology PLAT domains 1b
Molecular function (GO): protein binding
Source: RefSeq, a predicted model, not a curated record
GGGCAUUUAAAGUUGCAGUAGACGGCCGCACGCCGCUUUUUCUUACAUGUGUUCAGGUCUGAGUUUGCUUCUGUUUUCGGUGCUCGGUGUAAAUAGCGGAUUAAUUAGUAAUGAAUCGACCGCGUGUUGAAAUGACAUAAUGAUUUUUACACAGAGUUGUGUCGCUUUGAUUGACCCUCGCGCUCGGUCACGUGACUGCAGGUGUACUGACUGACUGAGCAUCACAGGUCAUCAUCCUCACAGUCAACAGUUAAAGUUACACUGUAGUAAAUAAAUAAAAGAUGAGCGGUAACCAGAAACCGAUGACGGAGAGCAGAAGAAAUCAAAGUCGAGCAGGACAGCGAAGAUCAGCAAACAGAAGAAACCCAAACACACGAAGAGGACAAACACACGAGAUGAGGAUGAGGAGGUGAAGAGAGAGACAGUCAUGGGGUCAAAAGACAAGAAAUCCAAAGAGGAGGGCAAGAAGAAGAAGAAGAAAGAAGAAUCAGAACAAGAUGAUGAUGAUGAUGAUGACGAUGACUCUAAAAAGAAGAAGAAGAAGAAGUCCAAAAAGGGAACGACAGACAGUGAUGAUGAGGGUAAGAAAGAUAAAGGCAAGAAAAAGAAGAAAUCCAAAACUGUGGAUUAUGUGGAAGUUUAUGAGAACGAGUUGAGAAACUAUGAGCCUGAUAAAGUGGAGAACUAUGAAGAUGAGUACCACAAGAAAAAAGUCUAUGAGGUGGUCACCAUCACAGGAGAUGUUAAUGGUGCAGGAACAGACGCUAAUGUCUUCAUUACUCUCUUUGGUGAUUAUGGCAUCACUCCCAAACUUCAUCUUGCCAGCAAAAAUCGAUCUGCGUUUGAAAGGAACAAAACCGACGUGUUUCGCAUUAAAACCCAUAAUGUUGGACCUUUGAAAAAAAUCAGAAUUGAACAUGAUAACACGGGUCUGAACGCCAGCUGGUUUCUGGAUCGGGUCGUGAUCACAGACAUGAAUCGGCCACAUUUACGCUUCUACUUUGCCUGUAAUAACUGGUUGAGCAGGAAUGAAGGUGAUGGUCUGUUUGUUCGUGACCUGCUGGGUUCACUGGAUCCCAUGGACAUGCCCAAAUAUAAUAAAUAUAUAGUGAGCGUUUUCACAUCUGAUGUUAAAGGCAGCGGAACAGAUGCAGACGUCUUCAUCAAUAUUUUUGGUGAAAAUGGUGAUACAGGAGAAAGAAGGCUGGACAACGAUAAGGACAACUUUGAGAGAGGAACAGAAGACAAGUUCACCAUCGAGGCUCCUAAUCUGGGAAGGGUGAGGAAAAUAACCAUCGGUCACAACAACAAAGGCUCUUCUGCUGGUUGGUUUGUAGAAAAGGUAAUAGUCGAUGAUUUGGGCAACAAGACCGUUUAUGACUUUCCCAUCAACCGCUGGCUUGCCAUCGAUGAAGAUGAUGGGAAAAUUCAGAGAGAUGUUCUCGUUGGAGGGACUCAACCCACUGGUAUUGUGUAUAACGUUCAGGUGGUGACUGGAAACAUCAGAGGUGCAGGAACCAACUCCAAAAUCCACAUGAUCAUGCACGGAUCCAAAGGGUUGAAGAACAGCGGGAAGAUCUUUCUGGAAGGAGGAAAGUUUGAGAGAGCGCUCACAGAUAUCUUCAACGUGGAGAUCGCGGCUCUGCUCAGUCCUCUCAGUCGGGUCACUAUUGGUCACGAUCAUGGAGGUGUCAGUUCAGGCUGGUACUGUGAGAAGGUGGUGGUUUAUUGUCCUUUCACUGGAAUCGAGCAGACGUUUCCCUGCUCCAAAUGGCUGGAUGAGGAUGAAGGUGACGGAUUAAUCGAGAGAGAGUUAUAUGAGAUGGUCUCACUGAGACAGAGGAGACAAAAGAAACAUCCGUGGUCUCUCUGGAUAUGGACGUCGGAUCUGUCCGGAGCGGGAACAGAUGCUUCCAUUUUACUGCAGAUCUAUGGAGAAAAGGGCAAGUCGGACGAGAUCAAACUGGACAAUAAAACCGAUAACUUUGAGCAGGGUCAGCUGGAUAAAUUCAUGAUUGAAUUGCCAGAUCUCGGGAAGCUGACCAAACUGAGGAUUUGGCACGAGAAGAGAAAUCCCUUCGCUGGCUGGCAUUUAAGUCGGAUAUCAAUGAUGAAAACAUUACUAAAAGAAACCUAUAAAUUUCCCUGCGAGCGCUGGCUGGACACAAAUGAAGAUGAUAAUGAAGUUGUGCGAGAGCUCCCGGCCACAGGAGACCUCGUCUCUGAACCUCUGUCAGUCAUAAAGUAUCGGGUCACAGUCUACACAGGGACCAUUAGCGGCAGUGGAACAGACGCCUCAGUUUUUCUUUGCCUGAUUGGUGACAUCGGAGACACGGGCGACCGCACCUUAGUCAACUGCAAGAACAACGUUAACAAGUUUGAGAAAGGCAAUGCGGAUGAGUUCAUCAUUGAGGCCGUGUCUAUCGGUAGGGUACGCAGGGUACGGAUCGGUCACAACGGACGAGGUGGAGGUUGUGGUUGGUUCCUGGAUAAAGUCUCCAUCAGAGAGGAGGGGCAGGCGGAGUCCCAGGCUGUUGAAUUCCCAUGUAACAGAUGGUUGGACCGCAAUGAAGACGAUGGACAGAUUGUUCGUGAGUUGGUGCCAUUCGCAGACGGCCAAAGACUAUACAACGUCAGCUAUCACGUCGCAGUAAAGACGGGGAACGUCAGUGGAGGAAGUUCAGACUCGAAAGUCUUCGUAAAGUUUUACGGUGAGAAAGGAGACACCAGCAAAAUGAUGCUGGCCGUUUCAGACAACAACCUGCGUAACUACUUUGAGACGGGACGUGUGGAUAUUUUCACCGUCAACACCUUUGAUAUCGGCCAGAUCAGUCGCCUGAUGAUAGGUCACAACAAUGAAGGGAUGCGUGCCGGCUGGUUUCUGGACAGCGUUCAGAUUAUGGUGCCCAAUCACGGUAAACAUUACAUGUUCCCCAGUCACCGCUGGCUGUCCAAAGACGAAGCUGAUGGGAAAACUGAAGUGGACAUCUAUCCAAGUGAAAUCCUGGAUGUUGAAGAAUUAAUAAACUAUGAGAUUACGGUUAUGACGGGAGACGUCUGGGCUGGUGGCACAAAUGCCAAUGUUUUUAUCCAAAUAUAUGGAGAUCAAGGAAAGACUGAAGUUCUCAAUCUGAGCAGCAGGUCAAACAACUUUGAAAGAGGUACAACAGAGAUUUUCAAGGUUGAAGCUAAAGACGUGGGGAAGAUCUUUAAGAUUCGUAUGUGUAAUGAUGGCACGGGCAUCGGUUCUGGCUGGUACCUGGACCGAGUGGAGAUAAAGCGUCUGGUCAUGGCCAUGGUUCCCAAAGAGAAGGAAGAAAAAAAGAAGAAGAAGAAAAAGAAAAAAGAGGAAGAUGAGGGUGGUGAGGAAGAGAUGCGUGAGGUGGUUUUAACAUACGUCUUCCCCUGUGAUCGCUGGCUGGCUUCUGAUGAGGAGGACACAGAGAUGGUGGUGGAACUUCUGCCCGAGGACAACGAUGAGCUGGAGGAAAACACGUAUGAAGUGACCGUCUUCACGGGAAACAUGUUAGGGGCUGGAACAGACGCCAAUGUCUUCAUUAAUAUCUACGGUGAGAACGGAGACACAGGGGAACGACCUCUGAAAAAGUCCAAUCAUCUCAACAAAUUUGAGCGUGGACAGGAGGACGUCUUCACCAUCACAGCUGUGGAACUGGGACCUCUGAAGAAACUGAGAAUUCGUCAUGACAACAGCCAUCAGUCGGCCUGGUACCUGGACCGGGUGGAAAUCGUGGACACUAAGGAUGACACAACGUAUUACUUUCCCUGUAAUCGCUGGCUAGCAGUUGAUGAAGAUGAUGGUCAGAUAGCUCGAGAGCUGGUUCCUGUGGACGAAGCCUUCAUGAGGAAGGAUGAGGAUGAUGAAGAGUCAGGUGCCACCCUGGGCCUGGAGCAGAAAGCCAUGUCAACAACAUACACUCUGAGGAUCAAGACGGGAGAAAAGAAGCACGCCGGAACAGACGCCAACAUCUUUGCCAUUUUGUACGGAGAGAACGACGACACAGGAAUCAUCAACCUCAAAGCCUCGAAAUCCCACAAGAACAAGUUUGAGAAGGGAAUGAUCGAUGAGUUUACGGUGGAGGCCGUGGAUCUAGGAGAACUUCAGAAACUGAGAAUCGGCCAUGAUAACUCAGGUGGAUCAGCCGGUUGGUUUCUGGACUGGGUGGAAAUUGAUGCUCCGUCACAAGGACAGAGGCUUCGCUUCCCGUGCGGCCGCUGGCUCGACUCCGGAGAAGAUGACGGCGCGAUCGUCCGAGAUCUUUAUCCUGCAGACCUGCAGACAGAACUUUAUACUCCAUUUGUUCCUUACGAAAUAACCACGUUCACGAGUGACGUGUUCGCGGCGGGGACGGACGCCGAUGUGUUCAUCGUUCUGUAUGGUCAGAAGGGUCUGUGCACUCAGCAGAAGUAUCUGUGCGUUAACAAGAGAGAGCGCCGCAUGUACUUUGAAAGAGGAGCUGAGGACAUGUUCAUAGUGGAGCUGGAAGACGUGGGAGACGUCUUGGAGAAGAUUCGGAUUGGACACGAUAACAAAGGGACGAACCCCGGCUGGCAUCUAGACAGAGUGGAAAUAAGAAGACUUUUAAGAAAAGGAAAGGGCUCAGAGACGACCAUCUUUCCCUGUGAGCGUUGGCUGGCGAGGGAUGAGGAUGAUGGUGAGACGGUUCGAGAGCUGGUACCCUCUGACAUCAUCACAGAGAAACUCCUCAGAGAUGGAACGCUGAAGCACAGCGAGAUUGAGGUUGAAGACGCUCUUGAGACUCACACAUAUAAUGUGUCUGUCAGGACGGGUGACAUGUAUGGAGCAGGAACAGAUGCCAAUGUCUUUCUAACCAUUUAUGGAGACCUGGGAGACACUGGAGAACGCAAACUCAGAAAAUCUGAGAGCAGCAGCAACAAGUUUGAGAGAGGCGCAGUUGAUAAAUUCAACAUCGAGGCUGUGGACCUCGGUCAGAUCUUUAAGAUCAGAAUUCGACACGAUCACUCAAUGGCAGGAGCUGACUGGUACCUGGAUCAGGUGGAGGUGGUGGACGUGGAGACGGAGGAGGUUUAUAUGUUCCUGUGUGAACGGUGGCUCUCCAAAAAGAAAGAGGACAAGCGGAUCGAGAGAACGUUCUUUGUCAAGGGAUAUGAGGGUGAAAGAAACCCGAAUAAUGUGAAGAAGAACACGUUGAACUCUAAAGCAGAUCUGGACGGAAAUAUGAACAAGAAAAAGAAAAAGAAGAAGGCUGUGAUGGUGGAAGAGGGACCGAUGAUACCGUACCACUUCACAGUGUCGACAGGAGACGAUCACGAUGCCAGCACCUCCAGUCGAGUCUAUAUUAUCAUAAUGGGACCCAAUGAGCUGGAAACGGAUCGAAUGUGGCUGGAUCUGCCCGAGGGGAAGAGAUGUUUCGCAGCAGGCGGGAUGGAGCAUUUCCUCUCUUAUGGAUUAGAUGUGGGUGAAAUUAAAAGGAUUGAGUUGGGUCAUAAUGGAGCGACUCCAGAGAGCUGCUGGUUAGUUAAUGAGCUUUCUGUGGCCGUUCCCACUAAAGGCAUUCAGUACAACUUCACCUGUAAGUGCUGGCUCGCCAAAGACCGAGGAGACGGACUCACGGCAAGAGUCUUUAACAUCCUGGACGCCACAACCAUCAGCAUUAUACGAAAGGUGGUUUAUGAAGUGACGGUAGUGACAGGUGACAUCCAGAACGCAGGUACAGACACAAACAUUUUUAUAACUGUGUUUGGAGCCAAUGGGGGGACUGAGGAGAUGCUUCUCUCCAAAAAUGAGGACAGGUUUGAACGAGGACAAGAGGACACAUUUAAUCUGGAGAUCGAUGACAUCGCUCCCCUAAAGAAACUGCGCGUUCGCAUUGAUGGAACAGGAAGUCGUCCUGAUUGGUUCCUUGACAAGAUGAUCAUGAGGAACCUGAGCACAGAGGAGGUCUACAUGUUUACUUAUGGGGAGUGGCUCUCCAAAACAAAAGGACCCAAGAGGACAAAAGUCUGUGAGCUUCCCGCUGUUGUGGAUGAUGAGGAGAUGGUGGAGAAAACCACUUACAUCAUUCAGGUCAAAACCAGUGACGUUAAUGGCGCUGGGACAGAUGCUAAUGUGUUUCUGAUCGUGUUUGGGGAAAACGGAGACACAGGAACUCUGGCAUUAAAGGAGAGCGGUAACAGAAACAAAUUUGAGCGCAAACAGGUGGAUAUUUUCCGCUUUCUGGACAUUCUCAGUCUGGGCGAGCUGUCAAAGGUUCGAGUCUGGCAUGACAACACAGGUCCUGCUCCCGGAUGGCACCUUGAAUAUAUUGAUGUAAAAGAUGAACUGCUGGGUGAAACUUUCCGCUUCCCAUGUGACCGAUGGUUGGCCAAAAAUGAGGAUGAUGGUCAGAUCAUGAGAGAACUGGCAUGUGCCAACAAUGACAAUCUAGAUCUCAGUGACAAGAUUAAAUACGAAAUCGAAAUCACGACAGCCAACUCUGAAGAUGCAGAGACCAAAGAAAACGCCUGGAUCGUGCUGGAGGGGAGAAAAGGCCGUUCGAAAGAGUUCAUGAUGGAAAACCCAAAGAAGAAGAAAUUUUUGCGUGGUGCCACAGAUUCAUUCGAGUUUUCCUCAAAAAAUCUGGGAGACAUUGUUGGUAUUUGUUUGGGUCACAUUUCAAAAGAGAAAAAAGUGAAGAGUAAAUCCUUCUGGCAUGUGCACGAGGUGAUAAUAACAGACAAAGAACUGGGAAACAAAUAUUAUUUUACCUGUGACGCUCAGAUACCUCUGGCAGCAAAGAAAGACGAUUUCAUGACUUUUGAGUGCACCAAAACUGUGGAGAGUUUCGCUAGCAAAGUCCGCAGUUUAGUUCCUGUGAAGUACGAAAUAAUCGUCAUCACUGGAGACAUUAAAGGGGCGGCGACCGACGCCAACGUCUUCAUCACCAUCUUCGGCGUCAACGGCGACUCUGGGAAACGAGCGCUGAAACAAAAGUACAGAAACCUUUUUGAAAGAGGAUCCACGGACCGCUUCUUACUGGAGAUGCUGGAUUUAGGUGAACUGUUGAGGGUUAAAGUGGAGCACGACAACACCAGUUCAUCUUCUGGCUGGUUUCUGGAGUGUGUGGAGAUCACAAACACUGCCAACUGGGUGACGACCAUCUUUGUUUGUGGAAAGUGGUUGGACAAAAACAAAGCCGAUGGACAGAUCCACAGAGUGCUGUAUCCCAAAUAUUGAAUGUGCUGGAGCUUUGAACAAAUAAUAAUAAAAAACACGUAUUUGUACUUUUUUUAAAGAAAUUUUAAUAAACCUCCUUUGUGAUGACAA